Phyllotreta striolata is the source of this 2157-nucleotide messenger RNA. Lineage: Eukaryota; Metazoa; Arthropoda; Insecta; Coleoptera; Chrysomelidae. The record is from the annotation of a GenBank genome assembly.
AUGGAGGGUUGUCCAAACGAUACUAUCGUUAAUAUGGUGAAAACAUUGAAUCCGCCUUCCACCGAUUUCCCCAUAAAAAGAUCACUGAAUGGAAAUGAAGAAUCCACGCCGGUGCCAAUAAAAAGGUUCAAGUCUAUCAGCAAGGACUCCACUCCUUACGAAGGUUCCCCUAGGGAGUUGAGAAGGAUGCGAGCCGAUUUAGUGGAAGCCAGGAUCACCAUCAAGGACUUGCAGUGUAGGCUAACCAAUUCUCAUUCUCUCAGAAAUAAGAUGGAAUUGGAGUUCAAGGAAGAGAACAAAAUUCUCCGGCGACAAAGCGAGUACGACAAAAAAAGUAUCCAAGAAUUGGAAGAUCAACUGCAAACGAUAAGAAAACGAGAGAAGGACCUUAAAAGUCAACUCUCAGAGAUUAAAUGCAAGUACGAUUUACUAAAAAUAAAUUCAGCCAAAGAAAUCGAAAUGCUCCAAAACAGCUCCAGUAAUUCCAAGGAGGAAAGCACCGAAUCGGACAUUGAAGAAAGCGCUGUCGUGGCAUCUCUCAAUAGAAGAAUAACUGAGUUAGAAACGAUGCUUGAAUCUGCCGAAGACGAUGCGGAAACUCAGAAACAAUACGUCAAAGAAUUAAGCAGUAAAUUGAGCGAGGAUAAUAACCUUCAGAAAAAUUUGGAGCAAAAAGAGUACGAACUAAUGAAGGCGAAAUUAACAGUGAACAAUUUGGAGUAUCAAUUAAAAAGCUACAGCGAAUUUCAAGAUCAGGCCAAACAACAAGCAGACAAGUUAUCCAGGUACAUUGAAUUGGAAAAAGAGAACGAACGGUUAAACCAAGAGCGCGCCAGCCUGCUCGAUCAAGUCAAAAACAAGUUAAUUCUCGAAGAACAAGCCUUCGACUUCAAAAGACGAUUGGAAAAAUACAAAGAUUACGAUAAGAAACUGAUGGAUUUACAGAUUCAGCAAUCCCAAAGUAUGCUGCAAUUGAACGAAUGGAAAGCAGUUGCGCGGGAAAUAUGCGAAUCGAUGGAUUCCGAUUCGUCGUUGCCGCAUCAAUUGAGAAGCGUCGUGGAGAAGCUCCAGCAUCAGGAGUUGACUCUAACAUCGCAGAAAGUCGAAUUGGAGUGCGAGCUUAAAUCAAUCAGCCACGAAUCGAAGGUACUCAAAUCAGAAGUGGAAAAAUGCCGCAAAUUAAUCGAAGAAUUGAAACUAACCGGCGAGCAAAAGCAGAAAUUGAUCCAUCGAAUGGAGAAGAGAUUGAAAUUGGUGAUUAGCGAAAGGGACAGUUACAGGAGGCAAUUGGAUUCCUACGAGAACGAUUUAACAAUGGAUACGACCGUCAGUAGAAGUUCGAGCCAAUUGCAAACACAAAGGGAGCAUAUCAACAAUUUGGAAAAAUUAGUUAGCGGAUAUCGGGAUACAGUAGCUGAAUUGGAAAAUGACCUUCACAACGCCCAACCUCAUUUACGCGAUGAUAUACCGUUGAAAAUCGAGCAAGUGGCCAGAUUAAAAGAUGAAGUUCAAAGAUUAAAACUGGAAAACGACAAGCUACGACAGAGAUGUGAUCAGCUUGAAAUCAAACUGGAAAGACAAAUGGAGAACGACAGCUCGUUCAAAGGCGGCAAAAUCGCCCAUCAGCUGUACAACCCUUUGAGGGAGAGCGUGGAGCAGCGGGCCAAUCAAGUGGAAAAUCUGAAAAAGGAAAUCGAACGCUUGAAAUUGAAGAUCAAGAAUUACGAACAGGGCAUCGAGAACAGCAAAAUCGGCGAUGUGACGUUGCACUCCAAAGAAAUCGACGCGCUCAACGAGCAACUGAAGUCGCAGGAGUCGCAGACCGAGAUGCUGAGGAACUAUUUGAAAUCGAACUUCCAGGAGCUCAGGAACGUCAUCUACGUGCUGUUUGGGUACAAAAUGGACAGAACGAAGAAUUCAUUGUACACGUUGGCGAACAUGUACGCCGAGAAGCCCGAGGAUGUAAUAUGCUUUCAAUACGCCGAUGGGAAUAUGCAUCUUUUGCAAAACGAAUUUACCGCUUCCUUGGAACACAUGAUUAAUUUGCACGUGAAGCAACAAAAUUCGAUUCCAGUUUUCCUCAGUUCCUUAACUCUCGAUUUGUUUGCUAAUAAAAGUAUGACCGGCUUGCUUUCGGUCAAUUUAACUGGAAAUUAA